AUGAAAACUGAGAUUCAAGCCAUCGUGUUGGCCGGAGGAGCCGGUGUUCGGCUCUAUCCUCUCGUGGACCAACAUGCACCAAAAGCUACUCUUCCUAUUGCAAAUAAACCCAUGAUUCAUUAUACACUCACUUAUUUGGAGAAGAAUGGAUUUAAAGAGGCAAUUGUUGUUGUGUUGGCUAAUCAGCAACGAGAAAUGAAUCAAGCUUUGAAAGAAUAUAGAGGCAAAAUUUCAAUUCAACUCAAGAUUGUUGAUUCAAAAGAGGCCAACGAAAAUAUGGACUCUGCAGAAGCAUUACGAGCAAUUUAUGAUUUAAUUUAUACUGAUUUUUUAGUCAUCAGCUCCGACUUGAUUACGGAUGUACCUUUAUUGAAUGUUUUGGAUAUACACAGACAACAAAAUUCUUCUCUCACUCUUCUCUUAAAGGAUGAAUCAAAUAUUAGUUCGAGUGAUUCCGAUGAAAUAGAUUAUUUUGCAUUGACAAAUUAUGAGAGAGCCGCUGUUCAACAAUUUGUUGAUUCCGAACAACCAAUUUCUGCAAUGCAAAGACGAAAAAAGUUGGCUCUCAAACCACCUCGUGUCAUUAUGGAUCAAGUAUUAGACUCUGAGGACAAAUCACUCUCCGUUCCACGUUCAUUCAUGAGAAGAUGGCCCAAUUUUACACUCACAAAAGGUCUCAAAGAUUCACACUUGUAUAUUUGUUCCAAGUGGAUUGCUGAUUUGCUUUUACAAAAACCAGAAAUGGAAUCUUUGAAACACGAUGUGAUUCCAUUCCUUGUUGAUUCACAAAAUUUACCAAGCGACAAAUUGGACGAGGUUCUCUCAAAGAUAGUGCCACCAUUUUUACAGACGGAGGCUUACAAGAUGAGUACAACAGACACAUGUGCUGACGAUUUGAUUAGGGUCUUUGCAUAUGUUGUUCCUCCACAUGAGGACAAGGCAACCACGUCAACCUCUCCAAAGAGUUUGAAACCAGGAUUAUUUUGCAAGAGAUGUAACACAAUUUCCUCGCUCCUAUAUAUUAACAGAGAGAUUGCAAGAAAGAACAAUAUUUCAUUCUUUGAAGAGCUAGCUCAAUAUAAGAACACCCCAGCAUCAGCUGCUGGAGACUCAUAUCUUUUGGGCCCUGACUGUGUAGUUGGAGAAGGCUUAAUAUUUACCGGUAUGAACAAGAAACUUCGACCAACCAUCAAAAAGAGCAAUGUUGGUAAGCAAUGUAAGAUUGGACAAGCUUCUAAAAUUGAAAACUCGGUGGUAAUGGACAAUGUGACUAUUGGAGACAACUGUGUCAUCUCCAACUCUGUUGUUGCUACUGGAGUCACCAUUGAAUCUGGAACCAAGAUGAUCAGUUGCCAAGUCGGGCCAAACUUUAAGGUUGAGGCGAACGAAUAUAAGGAUGAGCAAUUGACAGGAGGAGACAUGGAACUCUAA
Messenger RNA from Naegleria lovaniensis, 1431 nucleotides. RefSeq lists its product as uncharacterized. Gene Ontology annotation, molecular function: guanyl-nucleotide exchange factor activity; translation initiation factor activity. The record is from RefSeq and is a predicted model, not a curated record. Gene Ontology annotation, biological process: cytoplasmic translational initiation; biosynthetic process. Gene Ontology annotation, cellular component: guanyl-nucleotide exchange factor complex; eukaryotic translation initiation factor 2B complex. The coding region runs from base 1 to 1431 and encodes 476 amino acids. Lineage: Eukaryota; Heterolobosea; Eutetramitea; Acrasida; Naegleriidae. The transcript is spliced from 3 exons.